GUCCUUAGCGUUUCGUGUUGUAGUCUUGUAGAAAAGAGAUUGAACUUGUAAAAUUUUUCAAAACAAUGAGAUAAAUGCUUUGAAAAUCGCCCUGAAAAACACUCUACUUGCUUGGUAGUGGUGGACAAGUGUACAAGGGCCUGUAAAUGUUGAAGUUUCAUGGCUAACACGGAGAUUAAACCGAGAAAAAAUCGUUCGGAGGCAAAGCCAUUUUACUUGCCAAGUGGACCGACCAGUGCCGAGAUUGUCGCUGAAGCAAGAACAUCUGUCCGAUGUGUGGAUACAAAAAGGCCUUGUACUCCGGUGGAAUCGCAGAGGACUUUGUUUGGAGGUUCUCGUAGACCAGAAAGUCACAGUCGACCUCCGUCAGCCUUUAGUAUUGGUCCUCGUCAUUUUGUCGAACCUGAUCUCCCCUCCCCCACUACGCUCACAAACCGUCUGCAGCCUUUGGCCAAUGCACCAGAUGCUCCUGAUGGCCCAUUAUACAAGCCUGAUGAAGAUCAUGUUGUGGUUCAGAUUGAACGCAAAGUAAAACAAAGUGUGAGGUUGUCAAAGAGUGUUGAUCCGUUACAACCACUCGACUUUCACUCUUCCGACAAUGGCGGCCUUCUGCCAUCGCCUCCUAAACCUGUCCGACCUCACGAUGUCGCCUCGAGACGAGGCUCAACUGGAAAUAUCGCAAAACAAAAACUAGGUGAUAAUAUUCACGACACGCGACGAGCACACAGCGGGCCUAUUAAACGGACCUCCCCUCGGGAUGUAUCGGACAAUAAUCGUGCAAAAAGCAGUCCGACCACGGGCCGACUUUCCAACGAAACUCUGAACAAAAAAGGCGCGAAUGAAAAAGAUGCUUUAGCUUUGGAAACGAAAAAACUCUCCCGUUUAUACAAAGAACUUGUUCGACCUGUUUUGAAAGAAAUGGACGAUAAUCUUCAACAAGAAGACGCAAAUUUGUUGUGUGAAAAUUGUCAAAGACUGUUAAACAAACUGAAGAAAGUAGGCAUUUUGCCCGAGACGAAAGUGGUUGAGGGGUCCAGCUUUAAAGUACAGAUAUUGAAGUGUUUGUUUAGUUAUUUGGCUAUAAAAGAUUCACAUUUGCAUCUGAGAUUAGCGAAGAUUGUUUUGAUGUUUAAUUUGUCAGAAAAUAACGAAGAAAAUAUUUUCAAGUUGAUGUUUAAAGUCAGCCGGGAUGAAAACAAUGAUCUGAUGUUUCUGGAAGAACAAGUCACAGAUUUGCUGAUCGAUAAAGUGUCAAAAUUUGAUGGCAGUGGAAAAUACGAAGCUUGGAUAUACUGCGUUGGGGCGCUAAAACUUCUCUCAGGAAACUCAGCUAUUCGCAAGAACAUUGUCACAAGUGGUUGUGUGGAAGCCUUGGGUGUUGUCCUUAGUACCAUAGUUAAACAGAAUUCUAGUGAAGUGAAGUUAAAGAAGAACAAUACUAACCUUUUAUUACCGGUAACAGCCGUUCUGAGAAACUUAGCAGACGUGAAUGGCAGCCGUGAUGUGUUUUUGAAGAGGAACCUCCUUCCUGAACUCAUGGCGAUCUUAAAAAUAUUUAAAACUGACAGCGACGUGGUCAUGAACAUUUGCCGCAUUUUAAGUAAAAUGACGUUAUACGACGAGUGUUGUAUUGCUGUUAGUUCAGUAACCUUCUGCUUUGAAACGUUUCUUCGGGUACUGGGGAUUCACUUAAAGUCACAGGAAAUUGUUGUCAGAGUGCUAUUCAUUCUCGGAAAUCUGACGACGAAGAGCGACGAAACGCGACAUAAUUUGUAUUUCACCAAAGCUUCCACGAAAUAUCUUCUCAUGGUAUUUCAGUCUUUCUUUGAGAGAAAUAUCCAGGCCUCAAAGACAGGCGAAGAUAAUAACGAGGCUAGUGCAGAACAAGAAAACACAGAGGAUGUCCUAAAUAAGAUGGUACGGGUCAUAGCAAAUCUUUCAAUUCAUCCCGAAGUUGGGCCUGAUAUUGCAAAGAACAUGGAAAUAAUAGAACUUUUAGUGCAAGUCUUAGAAGUCAAAGAUUUUACGACAAGCGAGGAGUUGGUUCUUAAUACUAUCGCUACCAUCAACAAUCUUUCCUAUUACGCUGAAGAAAACACGGCUUUAGCAGUGAAACGUAGCACUGUAACACAAUUAUUGAUGGGAAUGUUGGUAGCCGAUAAUAUGGACGCCAUUCUUGAGGUCUCGCGUGUUUUUGGAAAUUUUUCUCGCUUCAAAGAUGUUCGAGACAUAUUAUCCAGCCACAAAGUUGAUGAGAUGAUGAUAUCAUUGCUGGACUCAGGCAGUCAUGAGAUCGUGUACACAGCCUGUGGCGUGCUAAUCAAUUUAAUGGUCGACCCUGAGAAACGUUCAGUCCUCAAAGAGGAAGGCGGCAUUAAGAAGCUGAUCGAUGUUCUUAGAGAUUUCGGCAAAAUUGACUGGCAGCUCGCGGCAAUGGUGUGUCAAACGUUAUGGAACUAUGGUGAAAGCACGUGCAACGUUUACGAAGCAUUUGGAGAGGAAGAAACCAUUGUGCUGACAGAUUUAUUGCGGGAAUAUCUUGACGAGGAGACGGCUUUCGAUUAUGUAAGUUCGCGAAAGAUAGACCCAUCUGUUCAAACACUUCUUCGCGAAACGUGGAAGGAAAAUUUCGAGUUGGUCGGCGAACACUUAUUACAAAAAAUUGAAUCCAAGGAAUCGGACCUAGUCCCCUUGGAGGAGCCAUCUUAAGGCGUCUCACACUGUGCUGAUGCUGGCGGUGAUCUCCAUUAUAACUGAAACGAUAAGUUAAGGGGGGGGGGAGAAAUUGAAGACUGAUAUCUUCGGAUUUCUUUUGGAAGUGCAAUAGCUCACAAUAGAAAUCCGUCGGGCAGAACUGAAUAUAUGAAUAUUCACCCCCAAAUUAUCGUUCUAGUUACGCCCCUGACUGAAAUUUUAGGAGUGUGAAAUAGCAGUUGCUUUCAAGUCUUGAAAUUUCUGCACCGAAUUGCGAUUUUCAAUAGCUUUAGUUUGAUGUACUGGCUGAUGUUUAGGGCUGAGUAUUUAAGCUCAAAAAUCAGAAAAACUAUUUUGGCUUCAGGUAAACAUAUCGUCUUUUUCUCCGAUUAUCGCCCCAGUUGUAUUAGAGUUCAAUGAGUGCGGGUAAGCAAAUUUUAGGAAAUCGAGCACACUCCCCCCGGAAAGUGUUAAACCGCUGAUCUGUUGUCAGAAGGUGCGUGUAUCCUAGUGUAAGAUAAAGACAGAGAAUUCAUUAACUUAUUCAAAGAAAACGUAAGUUUAAUAUAUACAUACAUAUAUAGUGACGCUUUUAAAUUAUUGGUGCGUAUCACUUGUGACAUGUGCGUGUGAAGAUACUUUUUAAAAAACACUCAAAAUUUCGCUGUUUAUUCUUUAAUUGUAGUUUCUCGAGAUAUCCAUCCCGUUAGCGCCAUACUUGCUAGGUCUCCACUGAUCAGCCUCGUGUCCGGGUGUAAUGUCGUUAACAUGUUUAGCAUACCUUAGAAAAAGCGGAGCAUCCCACAUUUAGUAAACUCGCAAAAUUUUGCCGCAAAAUAUUGGAAAAUGCGGAAAGCCAUAGCCCUUUAAAUUUUGCAUACUUCUGU
This is a messenger RNA of Dendronephthya gigantea, 3581 nucleotides long. Its product is annotated as armadillo repeat-containing protein 2-like. Gene Ontology annotation, biological process: cilium organization. Gene Ontology annotation, molecular function: protein binding. The record is from RefSeq and is a predicted model, not a curated record. The transcript has 17 exons. The coding region runs from base 160 to 2709 and encodes 849 amino acids. Lineage: Eukaryota; Metazoa; Cnidaria; Anthozoa; Malacalcyonacea; Nephtheidae.